GUGUCUCAAGGCUUUUCCCGCUGAGUAGGGUUCAACGUGUACUUGAAGGGACAAAGCAGCCCUACAAUCAAAUGAUUUAAAAGGAAAGGGGAAAAAAAGCUGCUGUCUGAUCUCCGAAUCACGCUUUCAACACUCUGAGUGAUGCGCCUCAUCCGAGGCAAAGAUCAAAGUUGAUUUCAAGACAUGGAAGUGCUUCUGUCGUUCAUCAAACAUUUCCUAGCAGAUGAAACUUGAUGUCAGUAUGGGGUCAAACAUCCCGUAAAUGUUUCACUAACUUUGCUUCUGUCAGCAUGUCAACGCGGCAUACAUGAAUAUCUCUUCAAGGAGAGAAAACUGGGAACUGGUGUGGUGCAACGAUGUAGCUGCUGGAUGUGACUUACACGUGGCUCAUGAUUUAAAACAGGUUGACCGAAAUCAGCAUGGAAGAGAGGUUAUCUGCUUUGAUCUGGAUAUAUAAUAACACGGCGGAGGAACUGAACACUUCAUUCAGAAACGCCACUGCAAGUGGAAACUCCGAAAAGUACCAGUUUUACAUGAUCGGCCUCUUCCUGUCCUGCCUGUACACGAUCUUUCUGUUUCCUAUUGGAUUUAUCGGGAACAUCCUAAUCUUGGUGGUGAACCUGACCCACAGAGAGAAGAUGACCAUUCCCGAUCUCUACUUUGUCAAUUUGGCCGUGGCCGACCUCAUCCUGGUGGCGGACUCCCUCAUCGAGGUCUUCAACCUGAAUGAGAAGUACUACGACUACGCCAUCCUCUGCACCUUCAUGUCCCUCUUCCUGCAGAUCAACAUGUACAGCAGCAUCUUCUUCCUGACGUGGAUGAGCUUUGACAGAUACAUCGCCUUGGCCAGCUCCAUGAACAGCUGCCCGCUGAGGACUAUGCAGCACGCCAAGCUGAGCUGCGGCCUCAUCUGGAUGGCCUCCAUCCUGGCCACGCUCCUACCCUUCACCAUAGUGCAGACCCAACACAGGGGCGAGGUGCAUUUCUGCUUCGCCAACGUCUUCGAAAUCCAGUGGCUGGAGGUGACGAUCGGUUUUCUAGUCCCCUUCUCCAUCAUCGGUCUGUGCUACUCCCUGAUCGUUCGAAUCCUCAUGAGGGCCCAGAAGCACCGCGAGCUGUGGCCCAGGCGUCAGAAAGCGCUGCGCAUGAUUGUGGUGGUGGUGCUGGUGUUCUUCAUCUGCUGGCUGCCGGAAAAUGUCUUCAUUAGCAUCCAGCUGCUUCAGGGCACAGCAAACCCAUCAAAGAGGACUGCUACCACCCUGUGGCACGACUACCCACUCGCAGGCCACAUUGUUAACCUGGCAGCGUUCUCCAACAGCUGCCUUAACCCCAUUAUCUACAGCUUUCUCGGGGAAACCUUCAGGGACAAGUUGCGUCUCUUUGUCAAGCAGAAGGCCAGCUGGUCAGUGGUGAAUUGCUUCUGCCACCAUGGCCUUGAUUUACACCUCCCUGUCAGGGGUAAAGUUUCAGAGGUGUGACUGCAAUCAUAAGGGAAGUGUUUUUUUUUUUUUUUUUACAGAGCCUACGCCAUAAAGUUUUCCAUAUUCAAGUUAGAUGUUGAUUCUCUUUGGGGUUGUUCAGCUUCAUUCGGUUGCGCCGCCAGAAAUUUGCUCGCUUUAUGAACAAAAGAAAAAAAAACUUUCAAAUAGGGAUAAAAAGAGAAUUGUGUUUUUGGGAAAAAUAAGAUGUGAUUUUAUGGAAGUGUUUGUUUUUGACAAUUGGACAUUUUGGCCGUGCAGAUUCUCAGUCACCAAGUCAUGGCAACUACAACAGGCUGAAAUCGAAGCCAACCGGACUUUUGCUUUUUGUGAAUCCGCUUCGUCACCUUUCCAGGAGUAUUUGUCAAUUCCCGCCCUCGUAGAUGAGUGAGCCUCCAGAAUUGAUACUACUUCCUGGAUAUGUGAGGAGAUGUCAGGGGAAAAAAAGUUAAUUUGGCUUGGAUUUUAGCCUGUGGUACUCAUAAGAUAUUUCCUUUGGAAAGUGUUUCCACUGGCAAAGACAAAGGGAAUUGAUUCCCGCAACAAAGAGGACAGCGUUUGCACAAGACACGUUAAAAAAAAAGAAAAAACAACAAAAAAAACAAGGCAUUGUAUGCUUUGCCACCCAAGAUGCAGGCCUCCCAGGACAUUUUCUGGGUAAGAAGGAUCACCUGUGAGAAAUCAAAGCCUGCUUUAGAGUCAAAGCCGUCUCAUAGAGGAAGUGCUCCAUCACACUAAAUCUAAUCAGGUUACCUAUUUGAGCUACUGGAGCUAGAAGGGUCAUUUCAAUUACCUAAAUCACAUGUCCCUUCCAAUAUGAGAAGUAAAAAUGGCCUUCAUGAAGACGCUUACACAUGUGCACCAUCCACAUUACCCAUGCGGCUUUACAAACACCUAUCAGUCAAAGACACAGCAAAUACAGUCUGUAUUUUCCAUGCCUCUAACACAAUGCUCUAACUCUGCUUUGCUUAACAGAAGAUGUCAUCAAAUAGAGUCAAAAUCUUUGCUGAACGAUGCCAAAUAAAUGUUCACAUCCUUGUUCUGUUUCCGAUUCCCCAGGGGUAUCAGCCCAAACGCCUUGAAAACACAAUGUUUUGUAUAUUAUGUAUUGCUAUUUAUGGGCAUAAGAAUUUGUUUUUUAGAUCACCGUCAUGUUUUGAGAUGACUUAAUCCUUGAGGCACUUAUUACAUUUUGACCAUAUUGUUUCCUUGGUCUGUGGCCUUCAGCUAAAAAUGUUUGAACAUAUUGCAGAAAACGUUAGAAUUAUUCAAAGGGAUUAAAAGCUGGCUUUUGAUCCAUUUUUUUCAGAUCUUGUUAAGUUUGAGGGUGGUGAGAAGAGGCAGGUGUUGUUUUGCAUGGCAAGAUAAAUGCCGACAAAACACAUUCAUCAAUGCUGGCAACAUGGAGCUGCUUUAUUCUCUAAUAAUACAUUUAAAACAAGGAUCCACAUUCAGUAAGUUUUUGAAAAGCACUGUUUUUAAUAAUUUAUUUGCACAUUUGUGACCACAUUCCCUGUUAUGUCUAUUUAUGAACUGAAUCUACUCUUUUGUUUUUCCUUCUUCGUCUUGUUUUACCGACAAAUAAAACAGCCUGAACUGAUGAAAUAUCUUUGGGUUAGUUGUGCACUUUUGGACUGCUUUGAUCCAACU
This is a messenger RNA of Fundulus heteroclitus (mummichog), 3128 nucleotides long. It is a transcript of the gene gper1, whose product is annotated as G protein-coupled estrogen receptor 1. Gene Ontology annotation, biological process: G protein-coupled receptor signaling pathway; cellular response to estradiol stimulus. The record is from RefSeq and is a predicted model, not a curated record. NCBI's taxonomy places the organism in Eukaryota, Metazoa, Chordata, Actinopteri, Cyprinodontiformes, Fundulidae. The transcript has a single exon. Gene Ontology annotation, molecular function: nuclear estrogen receptor activity; G protein-coupled receptor activity. Gene Ontology annotation, cellular component: membrane. Bases 420 to 1478 code for a protein of 352 amino acids.